UUUCGGUUUUUUUUUAACGCAAUGUGGUCUUCUGCUAGUUAUACUGGCGAAAAAAAUACUGAGCCUUUAAAAGUGGAAAAGGUGUCAUUUUAGGUAAUAUUGAAGUGCUAGUUCUGUUCAGUGAUGUUUCUUUAGCAGCUGCAGGGCUUAACCUGCAUUUUUAAUGUGUACUCUUGCAGACUGCUUCGACAAAAGGCGAUUCCAGCGAAUGCCUUCCUGCUAUUAAGCUUGUACUUUCAGCACAUCAAUUUUGCCCUGAUUUAUUUCGUAAGAGAAAUGUGUCUUUCUACGAACUUAGAGAGCAAAAGUUUUAAUUCCUUUGUGUCGGAUUCAGAAGAUCACUUGUAUCGAGGUAAAUGUGGAUCUGGCAGCGGUACAUGUGUACUUACAACGGAUGGGGUCUUUGCAAUCUAAGAAUGAGAUCGAGUUGGCAUCAUAGCUGUGUUGCCAACUGUGUGAUCAUGCCUUUUCAGCUCUGACCUGUGCCUGUUUUAUCUGUUUCAUUUCUAGUGUUUACUUCGAAUCGAAGACCGUGGAUGAUACAGGAAGCACAGAGUAAAGAAAGGGUUCAAGAAGGUGAGAUUUCAUCCCUUCAUAAAGCACGCAAGCAUUUUGUUAGUGCUUCUAUUUCUUCAUUGAGCAUUCAUAAAAACUCUGACAGAACUCUGAAAACCAGUAACAUUUGAAUCAAAAUAAUGAUCAGUAGGGAACUUUGAUAUGAAACAGACAGGUCCAAAAAACUAAUUAGUACAUGUUCCACUCAGUAAGUGGGAUAGAGUUGGUAAGUAGAAUACCAGCCAUGGAGCAAACGACGAGGAACAAAAAUUCAGCAGAUUUGUCAUCUGACAGCAACAACAAAGAAAGCACAGCAGUUGAGUUAAGUAAGACAUUUGAAAGAUCACUUUCAGACUAUUCAUCCAACAACAGCAACAACAAAGCAGGUUCGAUGUUUGACCCAAGUAAGACUUUUGAAAGAUCACUUUCAGAUGCUACUCUGCUCAGCCUGCCUCUGUGUGCUUUAGAGUCUACAUUCAAACUGCAGCAUGGACGUGCUGCUUCUGUGGACAACACUCAAGACAACACCAGAUUGCUGCCAACCUCUCCUGUCUCAGAGCGUUCCACUGUGUAUGAAAAUCUGUCAAGUGCAGAAAGUGUGGAAGCGAUGCCAUUAGAGAAUCGUGCAAAAUAUUUAAGGUUUAGAGAGAGGCAUGUAGAUUUGGAGACCAUUCAUCAGGAUGACCAGGAAGUAGAGGCCGUGCAUCAUGAUGUGGUAUUUCAGGACAAACACUUUGCAAACAACAUAGGUGAUGUUGAUGGAGAGAUGCUUAGCAUUGAGCCUCUGUCCCCUGAAGACUGUGAGGGAAGUAGGGAUGCCUCUUUCUACACCAAAUACCCUCUACGUUUUCCACAUGGCUAUUCCUUAGGAAAGUAUCGCCACAAUCUAAAGCUGAGCUACCAGACUCUGUCCCAGCGGCUGGAGGGUUUCAUUAAAAACCUUCAGGAGGCAGAUCCAGCAAUUCAGUGCAGGAUUCUGACCGAUAUUCUGCUGCUCAUCAAGGAAGCAUGGGAUACGCCUGUAUAUGGACGUGACCUGGCCUAUGGACUGUGUGAUAUCAUGCGCAUGGAGGGGCUGGUUGAUAUGCUGAUUCGCAACUGUGACCAGCAAGAUAGCCAUGAUCUUCUCCUGCAUUCAGCUAAUCUCUUAGAACAGGUGAUGUCCACCAGAAACAGAGAGCGGGUGGCCAGGGAUGGUUUGGAAGUGGUUGUCCGAAUGACCCAGCGAUUUUCAGGUAAUCAGCAAAUGGCACUGGCUAUUACUGGCAUCUUGGAAAACCUGUUCAAGCUUUCAGAGGAGACUUGUACCAAGGUAAUAAAUUUGGGUGGUCUAGAUGUGAUUCUGCGAUGGUGCCGAUGCGGCACAGACUAUCAUAUUUUGCGUCGAUGUGCCAAAGCCUUGGCCAACCUGUCCUUAUUUGGGGGUGCUGAGAACCAGGAGGUCAUGGCAAAACAUAAGGUGCCCGAGUGGCUGUUUCCUCUGGCAUUUAGUGAUGACAACAGUGUCAGGUACUAUGCUUGCAUGGCAAUCUCAGCAUUGGUAGCCAACAAAGAGCUGGAGGCUUCUGUGAUCAAAUCUGGUACCCUUGACCUUGUUCUUCCCUUCAUCAACUCUACCCGACCCAUAAACUUCGCACAAAGUGAUGUCACACACAAGCAGGGACGGGACAAGAUCUGGCUAAAACAUCUGAUUCCUCUGCUGUUCAGUCGCCGCCAAGAGGCUCAAGCUCUUGCAGCCUUCCAUUUUGCCAUGGAGGCCAUUAUCAAAGCUGAACAGGGCCGCCAAGAUAUUUUCCAUGAGAUUGAUGCUGUGGAACCCCUGAAGAAAAUUGCUAGCAGCCCCAACACUGUGGCCUCCAAACUUGCAGCAGAGGCACUCAAAGUGAUUGGGGAGAAGAUUCCUCACAAACUGUCACAGCAGGUGCCCUUGUGGACGGUAGAGGAUGUAGCCCAUUGGGUCUCACAGAUAGGAUUUCCUGAUUAUGUUGAGUCCUUCAAGAACUCUCAGGUUGAUGGCGAUUUGUUACUAAUUCUGACAGCAGAGGAUCUCUCCAGUGGCCUUGGGAUGAUCUCAAGUAUAGUGAGGAAAAGGUUUAUGCGAGAACUAAAAUCGCUAAAGAUUACUGCUGACUACUCAGCCAGUGACCCAUCUGGGCUGGAUAAAUGGUUGAUGGAGCUGUGCCCAGAACUGUCCCAGUAUACAUACUAUAUGCUGCGUCAGGGUGUUGACAAGUUUGUCCUCAAGACUCUCACAGACCAGGAGCUGAGGGAAGAAUGUGGAAUCUGCAACAGCAUUCAUCGUCGCAAAAUCCUGCAAGGGAUCCAAGGUGGUAUGUGGACAGAGGUAAAUGGCGAUGUGAGUGUUUCAACACCUGCAAUGAUGCCCCAUAAUCUCCCAUCACUUGACUUCACCACUAGUCUAAACAUCAACCCCACUGGAAUACGUACCAUUGAUGUUUUCAUCUGCUACAGACGCUCUUCUGGAUCUCAGCUUGCCAGUCUCCUAAAGGUGCAUUUGCAGUUGAGAGGAUUUUCUGUCUUUCUGGACAUUGAUCGUCUGCGAGCUGGCAAAUUUGAUGAAAACCUCCUUUUUUCCAUCCAGAUGUCUCAGCACUUUCUUAUCAUUCUGACACAUGAUGCUCUGGAUCGGUGUCUGGAUGACAUUGGUCAAGAAGACUGGGUUCAUAAGGAAGUUAUUGCAGCCCUGGAGAGUAACUGCAACAUUGUGCCUAUUUUUGAUAACUUUGAAUGGCCACCACUUGAAAGACUACCAGAAGACAUGAGAGGAAUAGUUCGUUUUAACUCUGUCAGGUGGGUGCAUGAGUAUCAAGAUGCUUGUGUGGACAAGCUAGAGACAUUUUUGCGGCGAGGACGACGGCGGUUGUCUCAGCAGAGUCCAGGUCACCAGUCCAGCUCCCACCUGUUGGGGUCCGACUCCCACCUGUCGGAGCUGUCCCUACGCUCUCAGGUUUCCUACAGCUCCUCUCAAGGCGGGUUGGAUGUCUUCUCUCAAAGCUGCUGACAGUUGUCUUGUCUCUUCUGUAAUUGAUUGACCAGCAACAACCUGUGAUGGACACCAUAUUCAGCUGGAUUAGCUAAGGUUCUCAGGCAUGCAGCAUUGGUUGUGGGUGAAAUCUGUCAGUGGUGUAGGUGGCAGGCGGACUCUGUAAGAAUGCUUGUAAAUGUGUUACAACAGAGACUGGGUUCUUGCAUACAUUUAACGAAGAAAGAAUUAUUCAGACCCAUAAUCUUGCUGAACUCUUUGCCUCGUGACAAACAUUGUUCAGCUAAAGCUGCAGGUAACUUUUAUGAAAGCAAGUGUUACUUUUUAUGGCUGAUUUUUUUUAAAGUGCUUCCUUCUAGUGGUGAUUUCUCAGCAUGAUGAGGGAGAUGAAAAGGAAGUAAACUGGAAUAUCUGGAGAAUUUCAGUGGCCAGCCUAGGAAAGCAACAUGUAUCAUAUCUAGAGAACAUUGCAGGAAAUUUACAUCAGAACGCAGGGCCUCAAUUGUUGUAUGCUGUUUUAGUAAGAAAAUGCGAUAUUUAUAGACUUUUGUGAGAAUGACAUCCCUCUGUUCUCUCUUGCUGCCUUACUUUCCUUAACUCUCUAUGGACCCACACCUGGAUCAGCUGUUGAGGGGAAGAAUGUUGUGUCAUUAGAGUAUUCCAUGAGUGUACUGGCUAUCCUGUCGGCUCUCCAUUAUAGGUAUGCUCAAAUGUACCAUUCAGUAGACACAUGAUCCAGACAUCUUGGAGAAGAGCUGUGGUAGUAUAACUGAGAUAUUAGGUUGUGAGAUGCUGCAGUGAAACUUUUCUUCUGUAGUGGAGGUUGUCAUUCAUCAUUAUCACAUCUGCCUUAUGCAACUUCAGAAUAAUGUGAGAAGCUUUGGACCCAAUUGGCCCACAUUUUUACACAAGGUGAGAAACAUCUGCAAGUAGAACAAAGACUGAAGUUGAGUAUAAACCUAUAAUCAGCUGUUUCCAGGCACAUUUGCCAAGUGUCAUAUGUUAUGGUAUGAAUAUCAUUUCCAUCUUGCAUCAUACUAUAGCAGAUUUAGACAAACAUUAAUCUAUGACUUAAAAUGUUUGAAACUCUUGCACAGAUAAUAAUCAAUAAGGUGGGACAAGCUGCCUCAGUAAAGGCCUUUUUCAUGGUUUUGUGUGUGUGUGGGUGUGUGUGAUGGGUUUGUAUAAUUUCAAAGGUUUCUUUUGUACAUGUUUUUGUGUGUCUAGAGGAGUUGAUAUCAUGUUGCUGCAGAUUGUUAGAUGUGUUGCUUGGGUGCUAGCUUUAUUAAGACAUUUAGCAGGAGACAUUGUUUCUAACACAGCUAAGUCUUCCAUUGUGCACUGCAUGGUAACUGAGUUUCUUAUUUAUGGAUCAGGCAAAAGACAAUCUCAUUCACUGGUCUAUUCGCAAAAAAAAGCAAAUUUAUCAUAAAUAUAGUUUUGUGGUCAUUUCUUUCAGUAUGUUUCAUGCAUCUGUAUAGUCUGAAACAGUAUUUUUAGCGAGACAGUCUGCAUGUUUAUGUGCAUAUGGGUGUGAGUUGGUGGGGGGGAAGGUAAAUCAAGAAGCCUUUUUGGUGAAAGUUUCAGCAAAACUGUUUAAUUCUAGGCAUCAGUUAUUGAAUAACUGUGUGUCUGACUGCCUUAUGGGGAUAACUCUGUAAUAUAGAGUAGGAGCAAAUGAAAUACAACUUAUUUUAGGUUUUCACAUUUUUUUUCCUUCUCACAUUUAAAGAAAGGAGACAUUUUAUCUCCCAUUCCAUUCACUAUAUAGACAAGAGAAGUCAUAGGACAAGUCAUAGGAGACCAAAAUUUGUUUUCAGUGAGCUGUCUUUAUUGCAUCACUUAGGAGUAGGAAUAGCUGUUUCACUCUCAGUAAUUUAGCAGUUUCACUCAGAAGCUGUAACCACUCUUACUGGUGAACUUAUUAUUUGUAAGAUAGCAAGGCUUUUUUCCCCCUUUCCCACAAACAAAUCUUUCUGUUGAGUAUGUUAGACUCUGUUCCUUGAAUAUAUGAUGAUGAUUGUAUCACUUCAAAAAAGUACUGCAUAAAGCUGGAUGCCUUUAUCUGUUGGUUAAUGUGAAUCCUGGACUUUGCUCACUAAACUAUAGGAGUCAGCAGCUUCUCGAGCACUAGACAAGAAGCACAGUGACUGGUGGGUACAGGGUAUAUCAUGAGAUAUUUCCUUUAAUGAGCUGGGUUUUUUUUUUUUUUGUUUUUUUUUGCUGCUGUGAGUUUUAGAAAACUGAUAGUCAUCUUAAAUGACUUAAAAGCCUAGCAUAUGAGAUUCAAAGAAAAACUAAGGAAAAUUCUACCUCUGUCAGAAAGUCUGUCAAACAGGCAUCCUAAAAUUUCAGCUGCAGCCCAACAUUGUUCAUGGGCUGCUGUGAUUAUGUGUGAGCAGGUGAGCAUAUUGUUCACAUGCUGAUUCUGUUGACUCAAAAAUCCACCAACUACAAAAAUAUCACAAAUUGGAUGAAAACAAACUUCUGGUGGUAUGACUGAAGUGAUUCACACACAUAUACACAAGCUGACGCGUGCCAAAUCUCGCUCAGCUUCUUCACUCCCUCUUUCUCCAACUCAACAAUAUUGCCAUUCCUAUUUAUGACUGCUAAGAAUCUGAGGUGGUGUAUUUGAUGACACUUUGUCCAUGCAUCAUUUUGUAUCCCAUACUGCUUUGUGCUAUCAUAAUCUCCAACACAGCAGCCAGAUCUGGAAACAUCUUCCAACAGAAACCACCACUAACUGACUCGAUUAUCAUCCAUAUUCUACCGACAUCAUUUUCUGUAAGAAGAAUAAUCACAAAACUUCUCUUUGCUGCAUUCAGCUGGCUCCCAGUUUCCGAACACUUUCAAAAUAAAGUCAACAUCUUCUGUUAUAAACAGGGCUUCUGCUAAGGCUAAAUUCUUUGGGGUCCCAGGGACCUCUUCUUCAGAUUUUUAAGGGGUUCCUGUUCUUCGCCCAAAUUUGAAGGGGUCCUCCGAACUUUUAAUGCAUACUGUACGCAAUUUUUUGUGUAAGCAGAAGCCCUGUAUAAAUAUCUCAGUGGUUCUGCCCUACCCACCUAUCCAACUGGUUUCAGAUCUAGAUGACUUGUUCUCUCCGCUGUUUUUCUGAUCUCUUCAAGAUGUUUCUUAAACCUUAUCUUUUCCUUCUCCCAUAGUGUGUGUGUGGAUAUACAUAGGUGUGUAUGAGUUCUUUUAUGUGUGCACUGUGAAUUGCUGUAGGAAGAGUGGGUGUUUUCUAAAAACAUUAUUUGCAAGCUGGGAUUCUGUAUUAUGAGCUAUUAUUGUUAUUAAAAUUUGCUGUUUGAACUCCUUGAAGUUCCUGUCAGAAAGCAUAACAACCACAAAAUAUAGGCAGUUUCAAUUUUAGCACCCUGUAAAUUUCUGAUAACUCACAAAAGUCAUACCUCGUGUUUAUGUUUGUGUGGAAAGCAGUCUUAACACUUCCUUCUUAAAAAAAGGCAGCUUAAUUGAACCUGUUUUUAAAAUAUCAAUACUUGUUAUACUGGUAAUUCCCGUGUUCUGAUAGCAUCUCAGUUUGUUUGUACACCUUUGAUUGCAGUGUUUGCUCCUUUACAACCUUUGUUAGAGAUUACUUGUGUUUUUCGCCCACCCUAUACCAAAUUAAUUUUAAUAUUUUAUAGACUGUAUAUCUCAAACUGAUGUACCCUAGCUGUUACCCCAAUAUCAGCAUAGCCAUUUUUUGGAAAUAACUGUAACAGGAUGGAAGAAAAUUUCAUUUGCAGUAUAUGAUAAUCAGUGCUGGUAAAAAUGAUAUACAGGUAUAUCUAGGAUAAUAAUGGCAGAUGUUUACAGUGGAUGGGCCUGGUAGUGCUUGGGGCUCUAUAUCUGAUUUUAUAUUUAAAUAGCAACUAUGUCUUCUCUUAGUAUUGAUGUCUUUGUACAGGUUUGACUUGAGUGUAAGGAACUUUCUAAGUUACUCUAGUGAUGCAAUGCAGACUACUAUCCAGUCAUUUGUUUUUCAUUUGGUAUGGUGCUGUUCAUGAUGUAUGAUCAAGAUGUAGAAAUAGUACAGUAUUUCUAGUAUCUUGAUUCCACAUUGAUUCUUUUUGUUCUUUAUUUGAGCAUUGUAUAGGAAACAUACUUGCAUAAUAUAUGAGAGAGUAUGCUAUUCAAACCCUCAUAUUAUUACAUAGGUGAUUAGGUAUGGGAGAAGGGGUCAAGAGAAGAUCAAUUGCUUGGAAUGACAUUGUGGUCUCUGCUGACAAGUGAUUUUUCUUAAUUUUACUAGGAAGAGCAUGUGAGAGAAUUAUAUAUUUUAGUGAAACAUCAUUUUAAAGUAAUUACUACAAAGUUAAAUACUGAUAUUUAUAACCACCAACAAAAUCAUGAAAAUUUCUCUAUUCAAUAUAUUUAGACUUUACGAAAGUUGCAGAAGGAUGGAUAGAAAUACUUAUGUUCAUGAUGUUCCUUGUCAUUGAAUUUCAUUGUCAUGGAUCAAGCAGAAUGCAUAAAAGAGAUAGAUUUAAUUCUCUUAGAA
Pomacea canaliculata is the source of this 8063-nucleotide messenger RNA. Its product is annotated as sterile alpha and TIR motif-containing protein 1-like. Gene Ontology annotation, biological process: signal transduction; negative regulation of MyD88-independent toll-like receptor signaling pathway; response to axon injury. Gene Ontology annotation, cellular component: dendrite. The record is from RefSeq and is a predicted model, not a curated record. The transcript is spliced from 11 exons. Bases 752 to 3577 code for a protein of 941 amino acids. Gene Ontology annotation, molecular function: protein binding; NAD+ nucleosidase activity; signaling adaptor activity. Lineage: Eukaryota; Metazoa; Mollusca; Gastropoda; Architaenioglossa; Ampullariidae.